Frankliniella occidentalis (western flower thrips) is the source of this 4425-nucleotide messenger RNA. RefSeq lists its product as uncharacterized. NCBI's taxonomy places the organism in Eukaryota, Metazoa, Arthropoda, Insecta, Thysanoptera, Thripidae. Gene Ontology annotation, molecular function: ATP hydrolysis activity; ATP-dependent protein folding chaperone; misfolded protein binding. The transcript is spliced from 10 exons. The record is from RefSeq and is a predicted model, not a curated record. Gene Ontology annotation, biological process: cellular response to unfolded protein; protein refolding. Bases 355 to 4143 code for a protein of 1262 amino acids. Gene Ontology annotation, cellular component: cytoplasm.
CCGUAGGUAUUCCCCUCGGUGCCGCGGACGGCCCGGCGGCGGCCGGCCGGGACGGACGGGCCGGGGCGAGCGAGGCGGUCGUCAAGCUGCCAGCGCAGCGGCGCGCUUCGAGUUCUCGCCGCGUCGUCUGCUGAGUCGGUCCGAGCCCGACGCGGCCCCGUCAGUGUCGGCGGAUCAGCGGACGUGAACGCACCUACCUCAACGAGAACAAAACUUUCCUUUUACUUAUUUUGAAGUACAGUGGCUGCUUUGCGGUGCCGGGCGCGCGGGGGUGUGGCCGUUGGAAGAGACCCCGCGACCUCGAAGCGAGGAGCCGUCCUCUUUUCGCUGUGAAGCUCCGCUCCACACUUGAGGAUGCCUGCAGCGCGACACGAGCGUGACGUGGUGCUGGGCGUCGACCUCGGCACCACCAACUCGGUCGUGGCCGUCGUCCAGGACGGCGACGCAGAGGUGCUCGUCAACGACGUCGGCAACCGGCUGACGCCCAGCUGCGUCCAUGUCCCGGGCUCUGGCCGCCAGGUGGGCGAGGCGGCCCUGCGCAUGGCCGUCAGCGACCCCGAGCACACCGUCCGCAACGUGAAGCGCGUGCUGGGGCUCCCCGCGGACGCCAUCACGAAUGACCCCUCCAGACCACUAGGAGGAGUCGUAAGAGUUCGGAAUGCCAGCGAGGGCGUCGGCGCCGUCCUGAAGCUCGGCGAGCGUUUCCCCCUUGCCACCGAGGAGGUGGCCGCCACGAUCCUAGUGGAGCUGAAGAAGGCGGCGGAGGCGCACCUGGGGCGCGCCGUCAACAAGGCGGUGAUCGCCGUGCCGACCUACUUCAACGCGGCGCAGCGCCACGCCGUGAGGGACGCAGGGACGCUCGCCGGGCUAGAAGUACUGCGGCUGGUGAACGAGCCCACGGCCGCCGCCAUGGCGUACGCGCACGACCGGGAGUUCACCAAGACCAUCGUGGUGGUGGACGUGGGGGGCGGCGGCAGCAGCAUCUCUGUCGUCCGGGUGGAGCACGACAAGAUCAGCGUCCUAGCCAGCUCGGGCCAGCGCCUACCGGGCGGGGAGGACUUCGACAACAUGAUGGUGGAGCACCUCAAGCAGGUGAUCCUCGAUCAGCACGGAAAGUCUGUGCAGGACGCGCGCUCAUUGGAGCUGCUGCGUGCGCACUGGGAGAAGGCAAAGCAGAAGCUGUCGCGCAUACCAACCACCAAGAUUUCCACCUUCCUCCCCGACGUGGACCUGGAGUUCCAGUACGAGGCAAGCCGCGGCGACCUGGAGAAAUGCAGGCCGCUGUUCGAGCGCAUCGUCGGCGCCCUGCUGGAAGUGCUGGACGCAGCAGAGGUGCAGAAAGAGGCUGUGGACGACAUCCUGCUAGUGGGCGGCUCCACUCGGGUGCACCGCGUGCGCGAGCUGGUGCAGGAGGCCCUUAGCGACACGCGGCUGUGCAAGGCCGUCCACCAGGACGAGGACGUGGCCAAGGGCGCCGCGCUCCUCGGGGCUGGCUGCUUCCAGGUGAAGGACGUGACCGCCCUGCAUAUCAACGUCAUGCACAACGGCGAGGAGAUCACCAUCGCCGCCAACACCCAGCUCCCGUACAAGAACUGCAAAACCUCGGCGAAGGACGCCGCAGUCAUGGUGCGCCAAGGACACUGGGUCAACCGGGGCGCCGAAGAGAUGCCGCUGACGGCCAUCAUCGAGGCGCCCAGGAGGGCUCGCAUCUCCUUCGCGGGGAUCCAGGUGGACGAGAGCGGCCUGUUCGAAUUCCUGGACGCCCGCGGCAGGCCGUUGGAGGUGGUGCCCCGGGGCUGCCUGUCGAGGCAGAAGCUCGCGGAGCUACGGGACAGGAACCGUGAGCGCGAGCGUGAGCAGGAGGGCGAGAAGAGCAUGAUGGAGGCGAAGAACGCGCUCGAGGCCAAGUGCCGCACGCUCAUAGCCCUGCAGGUGGCCGACGACGACCCGGACGCGGAGUUUAUUGGCCAGGUGAAGCGGGCGUGUCAGGAGAGGCUCGACUGGCUGCAGGGCAACUCUGACGCGACCCGCGAGGAAGUCGACUACGAACUGGAGCUGGUAACUAAGGGGGAGGUGUGUCUGAGUGACACCAGGAAGGCCCGAGCGUUGGACGCGCUAGAACGCGAAGGGGAGCGGAGGCGUGCCGAAGAGGAGGAGGCGCUCAGGGUGCGCGCCAGGACCGCCCUGGCCGAGACGUGCCGCGCCGUGGCCGCCAAGCAGGUACCCGACGACGACCAGGACGCUGCGGCCUUCGCGCACCUACAGGAGCGGUGUGGGCACGAGCUGAUCUGGCUGCAAAACAACCCCGAGGGGGCCCUCGAAGAGUUGGACCGCAAGAGGGCAGAGAUCGACCAAGAGUGGUCGGAUCUGCUCCAAAAGGGAGAGGAUCGCGCUCGUCGUCGGCACGAAGCGCGCCCCAGAACCGCUUCCUCCGUCUCGCAGCCGCGAGACGCCAGGCAAGCGAAGGGCAUUGGCGCCGGGACCUCCAGCGUCUCCUCGCGAGACGUCUGUCAAGGCGAUGGCGAGCCGGCUUCCACAAACGUCUCUAUGGAGGCGGCGGGGGCCGCAGAGCGAGAGCGGACCGACCACCAGCAGGCACAGAUCCUCCUAAAGGAAACCUACAAACAUGUCUUCACUGUGGAGGGACUCCGGCGCAAGUCUUUUACUCCGCCUCUGUCGCCCGAUUCUGCCAAGGGUCCCACGUCGAGGUGGUUGCAGGAGCACCCGGACGAGACUCUGCGCGCCCUGGGCCAGGACGUCGCCCAGGAAGCGCUCCUCGAGGCUAGGAGGGCGGGGGCGGCCGUGCUACUCGUGGACGCAGUGCAGGGCUGCGUGGCGCUGAGCGUGCGCUACCUGCGGGGCGAGGCCGCCAGGGCGCCGGUGGAGCGCCUGCUGGCGCUGAGGGACGCCUUCACGACGACGGGCGGCGACUUGCUCAGGCACCUGGACGAGCUAAGCGCCGGGGAGGAUCCGGCCGCGCUGACACGCGUCCUCCUUGGUGUUAGCUGGGAGGACGACCUCGGCCCCGUCAGCGCCGCCGCCGGCGAGCUGCUCGCCCGCCUCCAGGUCAGGGCCAGCGCGGAGCAGCACGCCGACGGCCGGCGCCCCGCCCCUGUGCGGCUCUGGGUCGGCGGCCACAGCCUGGAGAUGCGUUUGGCCAACGAGUGCGCCGGGCAGCACCCAGAGGCUAGGUCGUUCUUCGAGCACGUGCACACCGUCAUGGAGCUGUUCUUCGGUCCUGGGGGUGGGUUCGGGCUGCUGAGGCGGCACUGCCCCACGGUGCGGCGCGAGGACGGCGCCUCGGUGCGCGGCCUGGUGCAGAUGCUGGCGCUCCCGGGCGCCGGCGGCGCGGAGGGCGUGACCAAGGCGCUCGUCGACCUGCGGGCGCAGAGCCGCCAUCGCAGGACGCGCGCCGCCGUGGACGAACUCCUGGGCGUCAUGCAGGACCCAAUCUUCCUCGCUUGCGCCUGUAUCUUCGACCAGUUAUUUUCCUCGUUCCGGAGCGUGGGGCGUGUCUUAGUUUUGGAGACCACCGAGUACUCAAACCCGGCCGUCUUAGAACAUUUAUCUGCCGACCUCAAGGCACAGGCGCGCGAGGACGCCAAGCUACGCUUCGAGUCGAGGCGCGAGUUUUCCAAGCUGGCGACUCGGUUGUCGGAGACGGCGAGGACGGCCGUGGAUCAGUGCAUCCGCGAGACCGCCCCUGCUACCUGGGUGCAGCACGUCGUGGCCUUUGGGGGGGACGCCGACCACCCUUUGCUGCAGUCCGUCCCCCGCGAGGUGCGGCUCAGCGUCCUGGACGACCUGCGGCGCGCACGCGAGCUGGGGCUGGCCGCGACAGACCCGUGGGCGCUGCUGCAGGCGCUGCCGCCCGCGCGCUUCCGGGCGGACUUCCCCGACCUGGACAAGGCCCUCGUGGCGCUGCUCACCGCGCCACUGCUGCCGUGCCGGGGCCCGGGUGGCGCAGAGGCCCGCUCUGUCGACCUCCUGCGGAAGGGCAUGCUGGCGGCCAGCGACUGCCCCGACGUCGUCCUGGAGCCCGUCAUACUGCUGCUGUCAUCUACGGACUGGUCCGGAGUGUAUGACCGCGAAAAGGAUUUCUGUCCGUUGCUGAAGGCACUGGUCCCCAUAGUUCAGCAGUAGUUAUAAGAGUAACGUAGUUUGUAGAGUUAGCACCUUCUAGUCAUCAUUGUCAGUGGACUGUUUGAUUGUAAUGACUGAAUUUUUUCUGACUGUUUUAAUUUAACACCACAAACUGUGGACCAAUGCAUGUUAAUUAUUUUAUUACUUUUUUGUAGAGCUCUAAGCAGUGUAAGUCGUGUUACAAAAUUUGUUUUAAGGAAACCACAAUGAUUUUGUAGAAAAAACUUUUAACUGGUUGAGUUUUGAUUGAACUUGAUUAAAGAAAUGCUUUGAUGGUUAAAA